GACCAGAUGCUUUAUUUUACGCUCUGUAUAUUCUGUUCAGCACUCUCUUUGACUGUUCUGUAUGCCAGUGUGCAUCGAUCGUUGGCUGAGGAAAUUAAAAUUACAAGUUGGCUGAUAUCAGGUAUCCUCAUUUCUUCCCACACCUCCGACACUCAUCUUUUCAGGAUCUUGAAAAGCAAAAGUCAGAAACUAAGUUUGCAGGACAGCCCCCCCCCUCACUUCUGCUGAGAUGAUGCUUCUCAGAUAUCAGGGGCUCAAGUUGCCUCCUCCUCCUCUUCCUCCUCCUCCUCCGGGUCGGAAACGGGAUGUGAUGUAAAAUCUCAGAAACUUUUUUUUUUUGUUCCUCGGUGAGCUGAACUUUCUCCGCCGACGCUUCGAACUUUUCCAGCCGCAGAAGACGCGCUGAGACCCGGGCCCGGAGCGCAACAGGAGCCGCUCUCCUCCGCCAUGAUCCUGUGAGCCGCUCCGCGCACGGACACGCACGCGCGGCCCGAACCGAAGCCGAGCGGAGCGGAGCGGGACAAACCGGGCCGAGGCUCGCUGCUGGAUACGGAGGGGAAAGUGCGGCUCGAGAUGUAGCGUACACGUCGGUCAGACCUGUGGACCAUCAUGCUCCUCUUCCUGCUGCUGAUCCUUCAAACUUCAGCAGCUGUCGGACAGAUCGAUCCAGGACACUGCCGCUUCCCUUUGGGCAUGGAGGAUGGACGGGUCAAAGACAAAGACAUCACAGCAUCCAGUAAAUGGUACGAGACCACAGGCCCGCAGUUCGCCAGGCUGAACCGUGAGGACGGAGACGGAGCCUGGUGCCCUGAAGGACAGCUGCAGCAUUCAGACACUCAGUACCUGCAGGUGGACCUGAGCGUGCUCACCUUCCUCACGCUGGUCGGGACUCAGGGCCGCUACGCCAGAGGCCUGGGGAAGGAGUUUGCCCGAGCGUACCGCCUCAACUACAGCAGAGACGGGCUGACGUGGAAGGCGUGGAAAAACCGUCAGGGAAACACGGUGAUAGAGGGAAACAAAAACACCUAUGCCAUAGUCUACAAAGAGCUUCAUCCCUCCAUCAUCGCCCGCUAUGUGCGCCUCAUCCCAGUCACAGAGCUGUCCUCCACCGUCUGCAUGCGGGUUGAGCUGUACGGCUGUCCCUGGCAUGACGGGCUGAUUUCAUACAGCGCCCCUGAAGGUCAGCUCAUGAUGCCCCCCGGUUAUCCCCCCGCCAGCCUGAAUGACUCUAUUUAUGACGGAACGCAUGAGAGAAGGAAGCUGUUCGGGGGGCUCGGCCAGCUGACGGACGGCGUGGUAGGCAUGGACGACUUCCUGUUGACCCACGAGAAGCAGGUGUGGUCCGGGUACGACUACCUGGGCUGGAGGAACGACUCGCAGGGAACUCAGGGUCACGUGGAGAUGGAGUUUGUGUUCGACAGGCAGAGGAACUUCACCUCCAUGAAGGUUCACAGUAACAACUUGUUCACGCGUGGCGUGAAGAUCUUCUCCUCUGUUUCCUGCUGGUUUAAGCCCCGCCUCAUUGCAAACUGGGAGCAGGAGGCGGUGACGUUUCGGACCGUGCUGGACGACAGGAACCCGAGUGCCCGCUAUGUCACCGUGCCGCUGAACCAGCGCACCGCCAAAGCCCUCCGCUGCCGCUUCUACUUCGCCGAUGUGUGGAUGAUGUUCAGCGAGAUCUCCUUCCAGUCUGCCAAGGACAUUCUUCCGACGCAGAUGACGAUGGUGGGAACGCCGUCUACAAAAGGGGAUCAUACCAACAACACCUCUGAUCACAACAGCAGCACAGCGCAACCUCCCACAGCAGCUGCUCCAUCAGCCAAUGACCCAACAGAGGAGACAAACACUCCCAUUCUGAUUGGGUGCCUGGUGACCAUCAUCCUCCUGUUGGUUGUCAUCAUUUUCCUCAUCCUGUGGUGCCAGUGUGUCUGCAAAGUGUUGGAGAAGGCUCCACGCCGGAUCUUGGAUGAAGAGGUGACGAUUCGCCUGUCGUCCUGCAGCGACACCAUCAUCAUGCAGACCCCACCUGUGCCCCCCCGUACUGGACACGCCCCCACAGGCCCGGCCAACACCGACCCACACUAUGAGAGGGUGUUUCUGUUGGACCCACAGUACCAGAACCCGGCAGUGCUGAGAAACAAGCUUCCAGAGCUGCCGCAGAGCGCCGAGGCGUCAGAUCUCUCCUCUCCUUUCCUCAUUUCCUCUUCCUCUUAUCUCCUCCUCGGUAACCCUCUCUAUGACGUCCUCCUGCUGACUUCCUGUCACAUGACCCCGGGCUGGCUGCGUGCUUGUGGGGGGGGCUACGCAGAGCCGGACGUCACCCAGUGCACUCCACACCAGAGUUUCCAUAGCAACGCACCACACUAUGCAGAAACGGACAUCAUCCGGCUGCAGGGCGUCACGGGCAGCAACAUGUACGCCGUCCCCGCCCUCACCGUGGACUCUCUCACCAGGAAGGACAUUUCGGCCGCCGAGUUUCCACGGCAACAGCUGAUCUUCAGGGAGAAGCUAGGGGAGGGUCAGUUUGGAGAGGUACAUUUGUGCGAGGCAGAAGGGCUUCCAGAAUUCCUCGGGGAGGGGUCGCCCCUCCCUGACAGAGACAGCCGGCCGGUGCUCGUGGCGGUUAAACAGCUGAGGGCCGACGCCACCCUUCAAGCCCGAAACGACUUCUUGAAGGAAAUCAAGAUCAUGUCUCGGCUGGACGACCCGAACAUCAUCCGGCUGCUGUGCGUGUGCGUGUCGUCCGACCCGCUGUGCAUGGUGACGGAGUACAUGGAGAACGGAGACCUCAACAUGUUCCUGUCGCAGCGGGAAAUCGAGAGCACGCUGACGCACGCCAACAGCAUCCCGUCCGUCAGCCUGUGCGACCUCCUCCACAUGGCGGUUCAGAUCUCAUCGGGGAUGAAAUACUUGGCGUCUCUGAACUUUGUGCACCGUGACCUGGCCACCAGGAACUGCCUGGUGGACCGCCGGCUCACCAUCAAGAUCGCAGACUUUGGGAUGAGCAGGAACCUGUACAGCAGCGACUACUACCGCAUCCAGGGCCGAGCGGUGCUGCCCAUCAGAUGGAUGGCCUGGGAGAGCAUCCUGCUGGGCAAGUUCACCACUGCGAGUGACGUGUGGGCGUUCGGGGUCACCCUGUGGGAGAUCUUCACUCUGUGUAAGGAGCAGCCCUACAGCCUGCUGUCCGAUGAACAGGUCAUAGAGAACACUGGCGAGUUCUUCAGGAACCAGGGCAGACAGAUCUUCCUCUACAGCCCGCCACUCUGCCCCCCCUCCCUCUUCGAGCUGAUGAUGCGUUGUUGGAGUCGCAACAUCACAGACCGGCCCACCUUCGAUGGAAUCUACCAAACUCUGAGGCGUCACGUCAGAGCGUGAACAAGGCUCGCCGGAGGUCCUGGUCGGACUCUGAAAGGGCGGAGUCACGUGUGGGAUGGAGGUCCUGCGCCGCCUCCGUCUGUGCCGAGCCUUUGAGACUCCUCCAAGACACAAGGGAGAAAGAGAAGCCCUGCAGACCUUUGAGUCUGCUGUGGUCAUGGAUUUGCUGGUUGUUGGGAAGCAUGGCGGUCCUUAUCUGACAGUUCUUAUUUGUUUCAUGUCUCCUUUAGAUUUGGUUUAUGGCUGGACGUAGGUUCCGGUCUUUCUCGUCUCUCCUGUGGUUCCUGUUUUCAUUGUAAAGCACUGUGUCCGUGUCUCACUUAAUCGAGUUAGUUUAUUACCCCACACUGGAGCUAGGGUCAAAAUGUAGUUAGGCUUAGAGUUUUAGAUGAUAAUUUUAUUUUUCUUGUUUGUGGAGUUGUUGCUAUGGAGAUGAAUGUUGAUCACACCUGAGGCUGCAUGGACAUCCUUGUGUCAGGACGGGUGGACACAGGCACAUCUGUAGGCAGCCAUGGAAACAGACUGGAAAACAAAGACCACUGCCUGUUCAAACAAACCAACUAAACAUGAAUGAAAAGGUUUUAUCACAGCUGGAGAAGAGAACAUGAAAGAGAGGAAACCCAUUUUCAUCAUCAAAUCAGCUGUUCUUCCUCAAAUCUCUCAUCACUAAAGUAAAACUUUAGAAGCUGCAUCUCAGAGUAAACGUCCUCCUGCCUUGUUUGCUUCACGUCUCCGUUCUUCAUCAUUCAAUCUUCGCUGGAACGUCAAGAAUCAGACGUAAAGUGGUGCCAGCGGCCCGAGCUGACUGAGUGAACGUCCUUCAGUGUUUUAGCUGUUUCAGAAGUGUUUUGUCGUCUGUACUGUAUCUGACACUUCUGUCAGUAUGAGUGCACGUGUGCGUGCACGUGUGAGGUGAAGUGGUGUUGCCAGCAUUCCUCUGAGCACUGGGAGCUUGUUGGACUAGUGGUUGACCAGACUCUCUAUUUUGAUGGAUUUCUUUGAAGAAACUGAAAGGGGAAGUGAUGAGGGAACCACUGAACUCAGUCUCCCAGAGUUCUUUGCUGCAGUGAGCCUGUGGAUUUUGAGCUGUUUGGAAACUUCUGCAGCCUCUGCUACAGUGUACAGUAAGGUCACCUGUAUUUUUGUGGUGUGAAUGCAGGUUUAAUGUGGUUUUAUGAUGAAUAAUUCUCAGUCAGAACUUAUGGUAGAUUCUGAUUUUACUUGUUUUUGUUCUGGGGGGUUUCAGGGGCUUUUUCUGUAUGAUUUUCUUUCCAGUUCCUCCUCUUCAUCAUUCAUCUUCACCUUUUAGCAGAUUUCUUCAGUGCAGACGUUUGUAGCUGUGGAUCAUGGAGAAUGACCUCUGUUUAAAUCUGUUUGCUUCUCUUCAAAUAAAUAUGUUUUUGUCAAAAACAGAA
Messenger RNA from Oryzias latipes (Japanese medaka), 4793 nucleotides. It is a transcript of the gene ddr2l, whose product is annotated as discoidin domain receptor family, member 2, like. The record is from RefSeq and is a predicted model, not a curated record. Gene Ontology annotation, cellular component: signaling receptor complex; plasma membrane. Gene Ontology annotation, molecular function: collagen binding; ATP binding; protein tyrosine kinase collagen receptor activity. Gene Ontology annotation, biological process: positive regulation of neuron projection development; positive regulation of phosphatidylinositol 3-kinase/protein kinase B signal transduction; protein phosphorylation. NCBI's taxonomy places the organism in Eukaryota, Metazoa, Chordata, Actinopteri, Beloniformes, Adrianichthyidae.